GAUGUACAAUAGACGAGCAGGGAGUUUGGUUGCAGAGGCACCGGUUACAAAGUCUUGCGUACCAAGUGUCCUUGGGUAGAGACGGUGCGGCUGAGAAAGGAAGAUCGGCUCGAGUGCGGUACCGCAGAUUUCUUACACGCAAUCCUCGACUUAGCCUGCAUUUACAAUGGGAGAUGUUGAAAAGGGCAAGAAGAUCUUUUCUAUGAAAUGCGGAACCUGCCAUACAGUAGAGGAAGGAGGCAAACACAAGACUGGUCCCAAUCUACAUGGUCUGUUUGGUCGAAAAACUGGUCAAGCUGUUGGUUACUCUUAUACAGCAGCCAACAAAAACAAAGGUAUAAUCUGGGGAGACGAUACAUUGAUGGAGUACCUGGAAAACCCGAAGAAGUAUAUUCCAGGAACUAAGAUGGUCUUUACUGGCCUUAAGAGUAAGAAAGAGAGGACAGAUUUAAUAGCAUAUCUUAAGGAAGCCACUGCUAAAUAAUGGCUGUCUAUUGCCUUAUUUAUUUUAUCAAACAGAAACAUUCUCUGGGAUGAGAUUAGAUCUUAAACUUUCUAUUUUUACAUGCAUUGUAUCUAACAUUUAAAAAUAUUACUCAUCAACCAGAGAACUUUGAUCAUGGAUGGUUGUAAAAAAUAUGUAUUUGUUAUCAUAAGUUAUAGAAUUGUGCAAUCAGGCUUCAAAGAAUAUUGUCAGGACAACUACAUUGCAACCUGAAUCAUGUAAUUAAAAUCCUAUCGAUGUCA
Crotalus tigris (Tiger rattlesnake) is the source of this 747-nucleotide messenger RNA. RefSeq names its product cytochrome c. Bases 167 to 484 code for a protein of 105 amino acids. The transcript has 3 exons. The record is from RefSeq and is a predicted model, not a curated record. Gene Ontology annotation, biological process: mitochondrial electron transport, ubiquinol to cytochrome c; mitochondrial electron transport, cytochrome c to oxygen. Gene Ontology annotation, cellular component: mitochondrial intermembrane space. Gene Ontology annotation, molecular function: electron transfer activity; heme binding. Lineage: Eukaryota; Metazoa; Chordata; Lepidosauria; Squamata; Viperidae.